Messenger RNA from Erpetoichthys calabaricus (reedfish), 1818 nucleotides. RefSeq names its product piggyBac transposable element-derived protein 2-like. Bases 1 to 1818 code for a protein of 605 amino acids. Gene Ontology annotation, molecular function: zinc ion binding; sequence-specific DNA binding. Lineage: Eukaryota; Metazoa; Chordata; Cladistia; Polypteriformes; Polypteridae. The record is from RefSeq and is a predicted model, not a curated record. The transcript has a single exon.
AUGGCAAAAAGGUGCAUCACCCUAGAUGAAGUGUCACAGCUUCUGGAAGACUGCGAGGAAAAAUACUCGGAAGCUACUGUCUGUGUGCUACCGCCAAAUACCAGUCAAUUGUCAGACGAAGAUGAAGGGGAUGAGGACGUUGCCAAUGCAGGAAAUGUAACUGUUGCUGAUGUUCCGGGAGAGCUAGAAGUCGAAAUGGUUGGAGAAGACAUGGAAGACGACACAUUGUUUGAAAAUGAGGGGGAUGACGCUGAAACGGAAGAGAAUCAACCAUCAACAAGUUCUGCACCUCCAGCGAAAUGGCCAAGGAAGAAGAAAUGUCCUGUGCCGUCCUGGACAAAGCAGAAGAAGCCAGUCUUCCCAAAGACAUCUGCUCUGAAUGGACAGGCCGCCGGUGUUACAGAAAAUAAACUGAGACAAACUUUAGCCCAACAUAAUCCUGUGCAACUCUUUGAGGAAUUCUUUUCGCCAGAGAUAUAUGACCUAAUCUGUAAAGAAACAGUUCGCUAUUCAACGGAUUUUAGGAAUGAUCAUGAAUUUCAUACAUCAACUGAAGAAGUGAAGGUCUUCCUUGGGAUUUUGAUUAUAACUGGAUAUCAUAAAGUCCCGUCAGAAGCAGACUAUUGGAGUGAUGCAGAAGAUCUUGUCGUACCUAUUGUCAAGAAUGCUAUGUCCCGAAACCGAUUUCAGAAAUUGAAAAGUUAUAUUCAUUUUGUGGACAAUUCUACUGCAGACAGCAACAUAGGUGACCAAUCAUUCAAGGUGAAGCCGUUGUUUGAACUCUUGAAUGAGAAUUUCUGUAAAUUUGGCUAUUUUACACCCAAUAUCAGCAUUGAUGAGAUGAUCGUGAAAUAUUAUGGGAGAAACAGCCUGAAACAAUUUAUAAAGGGAAAGCCCAUCAGAUUUGGGUAUAAAUAUUGGGCCAUAUGCUCCAGCGAAGGAUACUGUUACACCUUCUCAUUGUAUUGUGGAAAGGAAACAACUGCAACAGAUGUGCCACUUGGUUCUCGCGUUGUCUUGAAUGCUGUACAACAUAUUGCUGAUCCAAGCAGCUAUGCUCUGUAUUUUGAUAACUUUUUUACAAACAUGGAUCUGCUCUCUCAAUUGGCAGAUAGAGGAUUUCGAGCAACCGCUACCAUUAGAGAAAACAGGAUCAAUAGAACAUGUCCAAUGAAGUCAUCAAAAGAGAUGAAAAAAUCAGAUCGUGGUGCCAGCGAGUACGUCUAUGACAGAACGUCAGAGGUACUUCUCGUGCGUUGGCACGACAAUAACAUUGUAACAGUUGCCACUAAUCAUGACUCUAUUGAGCUGCUUCAUGAUGUCAAGCGACGUGUAAAAGGCCAGAAAGAAAAGAGCACGGUGAAAAUGCCUAACUUGAUAUAUAAUUACAAUGUGUACAUGGGCGGUGUUGACCAUCAUGACUGGCUUGUUUCAAAAUACUGUGUUUCUAUACGUGGAAAGAAAUGGUACUGGCCCCUGUUUACUCGCUGCAUUGACAUGGCAAUAGUGAAUGCGUGGAUUCUGCACAAAAGUAUCCAUGGGGGAAAUGCCAUAUCAUUGAAGGAUUUCAGACGAGCAAUUGCCAUAGUUUAUUUGAAGACCACUGUCCAACGCAAGCAUGCAGGAAGACCCAGGGUGCCCAGACUACCAACAGGAGCUGACAUAAUGCGAUACGAUGGCGUGGGACAUUUUUUGAUGCAGAGGGAUAAACAGCGUCGCUGUCAGCGUGAAGGAUGCAAAGGCAAGCCUAAAACAUAUUGCAACAAGUGCAAUACAACACUUUGCCGUACUUGCUUUCAGCCAUAUCAUGAUAAGUAG